Messenger RNA from Aspergillus clavatus NRRL 1, 1215 nucleotides. RefSeq lists its product as uncharacterized. The coding region runs from base 1 to 1215 and encodes 404 amino acids. The transcript has 2 exons. NCBI's taxonomy places the organism in Eukaryota, Fungi, Ascomycota, Eurotiomycetes, Eurotiales, Aspergillaceae. The record is from RefSeq and is a predicted model, not a curated record.
AUGGUCUCCCCAGAUUUGGAUCUGGAUGUCGCCCCCAUCCCCCGUUCCCGGGAGGAGAAUCAAGAAAGAGCAUUUAUUGCGGCGUCUCGACGGAAAGACCGAAGCUUAGAUGCUCGUCUGGAAUCCGCCAACCGUGCCUCGAUGCUGCACAAGAAGCGCACAGGCAAAGCUCUGCUCAUCACCAAGGAGAUCGUGGAACGGGAAGCAAUGUACGAGGAAGUCGACGAGCGCUAUCAGGAGAAACGUAUCCGCAUGCUUCAGGCCCAGAAUAUGCAGAUCGAAGAGCAGCUGAACCGACAACUGCUGGCGGCGCUGGCUGUCCGCAGCAACGGCAUCCAACAACGCCGAGCGGCCAAUACGAAUAUCCGGGGCCCAAUGGAUGGAGUUCGCAAGAUGAGCCUGGACCUUUCGAGUCUCCGCUCAUCCUUCUCCGAGGGCACGUCGACGGGCGCCAUGACCAGCCCCAUGGUCAUGGACCAGACCUACAUGCUGUCCCCUUCGUAUGAUGGCAGCUCUCAGUCAUCCUACCUGGCGUCGGAUGGGUCGUAUCCCGAGGUGGUCCCCGCUUCCUCAUCGGCUCACGUCCCAUCCUACGUUGCCCAGCACACCCCCACAUGGCCCAAUCCCGCUGUCGGUGCGCAGCGUGUUCGCCCAUCCUGGGCCGGGUUCAAUCCUCAGCAAUAUCCGGAGCAGCUUCAACGGCACUCUCAGUUCUGGGGUGGGGCGCCAGUGCAGCAGUUCCGAGAUCGCCUGGCGUCGGCGCCGGAAAUUUCCAUGCAUGGCUUGCCGGCAGCGGUGCCUUCUUCGACGCCGGCAACGAAUCCCACCCUGGCUGCCACUCCGGGAUCCACGUCCCAUCACAUUCGAGUUCGCUCCGAAUCCAGCCAGCAGCCGCUCAGUCUCGCGGGAUUUUCUCUUUCGGGGUCUAGCUCGCCCAAGAUGUUCUCCACGGAGAGUCUGUCAACGCCUGAUCUCUGUCCGACCCCGAGUACGCCCCACUCGCCCACCUCCACGGGCCAGGAAGGCAAUGCUCUGGAUCUGGAGUCGUUGAACAAGGAACCCGAGGUGGCAUUCUCGCAGGACGAACUGGACCCGGACUACGAUGAAUUCAGCCGGUUUGCCUGGGGCCUGGGCAGUAAUGGGCCGAUGCAGGACCGGGAGACGCUUGGGUUUGAUGAUUACGUCGCAUUGGAUGAAUUUGCUGCCCCAGCGUGA